Molecule: messenger RNA, 6787 nt
Organism: Rhincodon typus (whale shark)
Lineage: Eukaryota; Metazoa; Chordata; Chondrichthyes; Orectolobiformes; Rhincodontidae
Product: zinc finger protein 418-like
Exons: 2
Coding region: 205-1326 (373 amino acids)
Biological process (GO): negative regulation of transcription by RNA polymerase II; regulation of cytokine production; regulation of immune system process
Source: RefSeq, a predicted model, not a curated record
AAACUGUAGACAUAAAACUCUAAAUAAGGGACUCCCGGUUCCGCAUUGAUGGCGAGUGGGCUGGAAGCUGCGAGGCCGCGUCCCUCGGCGAAAGGCUCAGGAUGUUAGAAGCAACUGCAAUAAGGAAACUGAAACCAAUCAUUACAUCAGGAUCAGACAGAUGUGCCCUAUUUACCACAACCUGAAUAGCAACAGAUUUUGAACAUGGAAGGGAAAAGCACUGUUCACACUGGACAGAAACCGUGGAAAUGUGGAGAUUGUGGAGAAGGAUUCCGUUACUUGUCUGUGCUGGAAAUUCAUCGCCGCAGUCACACUGGGGAGAGACCAUUCACCUGCACGGAGUGUGGGAAAGGAUUCACUCGAUCGUCCAUCUUGCUGAAACACCAGCGAGUUCACACUGGGGAGAGACCUUUUAAAUGCCCAGUUUGUGGGAUGUGCUAUAAAAGCUCCAGCAAUUUAAUGGCCCAUCUACGUGUUCACAGUGAUGAGAGACCUUUUCAAUGCCUGGACUGUGGAAAAUGCUAUAAAGGUUCUGGGGAUCUGAUGCGCCAUCAACAUAUUCACACUGAGGAGAGGCCUUUUAAAUGUCCAAACUGCGGGAAGUGCUAUAAAAGUCCAAGGGCACUGAUGAACCAUCAACAAGUUCACACUGAGGAGAGACCUUUUGAAUGCCUAGACUGUGGCAAAUGCUUUAAAACUUCCAGCAAUCUGAUCUCCCAUCGACGUGUUCACACUGAUGAGAGGCCUUUUGGAUGCACAGACUGCGGGAAAUGCUUUAAAAGUUCCAGAGAUUUGAUGAACCAUCAACGUGUUCAUUCUGAUGACAAACCUUUUAAAUGUUCAGAUUGUGGAAAUUGCUUUAAAAGUUCUGGGGAACUGAUGUCCCACCAACGUGUUCACACUAAUGAGAAACCUUUUAAAUGUUUGGAUUGUGGGAAGUGCUAUAAAAGUUCUGGAGAGCUGACUUCUCAUCAACGUGUUCACACUGAGGAGAGACAGUUCACGUGUUCUCACUGUGGGACCGGAUUCAGACGAUUAUUUGAUCUCACUGAGCACCGGCGAAUUCACACUGGGGAGAGGCCAUUCAUCUGUUCCAUAUGUGGGAAGGAAUUCACUCGGUCCUGUCGCCUUGUGGCACAUCAGCGAGUUCACACUGAGGAGAGACCUUUCAGGUGCUCUUACUGUGGGUCUGGGUUCAGGCAAUCGUCUCAUCUCACUGCACACCAGAGAGUUCACACGGGGGAGAGGCCAUUUGCCUGCACUGAAUGUGGGAAGAGAUUCACUCGGACUUGUAACCUACUGAGACACCAGCGAGUUCACAAGUGAUUUCAGGAGUUGGAUUUUACUGCUAGUUACUUCCAGGACUGAACCCAGUACAUUGGUUUCCUUUUCUCCUGAUUUUAACAAAUUCAUCAUAUUUUUUGCUGCUACCACCCUGAAUAAAAUUCAACAGAAUCGGUUUUGUGUUAAACACAUAAUGUGUUGACACUUGUUACUAUCUCUAAUGCAAUUUAGGUACUUUUGUAGAAAUUUCCCUUUCCCUGUCUCCUCUGGAUUCAUCUUCAACUUGUGUGGGUUUUGCGCUGACAAUGAGCUUUUAGUUCAGAUGGAGAACAAAUUUCCCAUGUACUGUUGCCAUAUUUCCAUGGUUUCACGUUGGUACGAGUGACUUUGUGUUUAUGGAGGCUUCAUGAUCAUUUGAAGCAUCGUGUAGGCAUGUAAGAGUCCGCUAGCAGCGGCAGGGUAGGAAGCCUUCAGCCUCCUGGGGAAAAGUAGCUCUGUUGAUCCACAUCGACACUGUUUUAGAAUUAUUCAACCAUUCAAUAAUUCUAAGAUGAAUUUAAGCUGUGAAUGUUUUGAAGGGGCAUCAUCAGGCACCAAGUUCUUGAGAGAAAUUUUGCAGUGAAUCAAAUAGUAUUUUCUAACCCAUCUAUAUUCAUCCCAAAAUUGGAACUGCAGUGUUUCUGCUAUCUGCCUGUGUCUCAAUUAGACAGUGUAGUAAGUCAUUUUAAUAUCGAACAGAGUUUGUUAUUUUGCAUGAAUAUUAAUCUGAAUUGAACAUUGGAUAAUCGUGUCGCAUGGAGAAGUACAAUGCAUUUUUCUGAUUUUGAUACCAUACUGUACGGUCAUUAUUAUUGUGUAGAGUUCAAAUACUUUAGAAAUGAUCUUCCUUUCAUCAUAAGGUCAGAAUUGUGGAGGCUUGCUGAUGAUUACACAAUGUUGAGUACCACUUGUGACUCCUCAGAAACUGAAGCGGCCCUUGUUCAAAUGCAACAAGAUCUGCUCAAUGUUCCAGGAUUGGGCUUGACAAGUAGCAAGUUACAUUCACACCACACAAAUGCCAGGCUAUGACCAUGACCAAUAAAAGACUAUCUCCCCACUGUCCAUUGCCAUUCAAGAUUGUUACCAUUACUGAAUCCUCCACUAUCAACAUCCUGGGAGUUGCUACUGACAAGAAACUCAAUUCAACUAGCCAUUUAAACACAGUGACGACAAAAGCACGUCAGAGGCUCGAAAAAUUGCUGUGAGUAACUCAUCAACUGAAUCCCCAAAUCCUGUCCAUCAUCUAUAGGGCACAAGUCAGGAGUGUCUUGGAAUACUCCCCACUUAGCUGGAUGGGUGCAGCUCCAGCAACACUCGAGGCUUAACACUGUCCAGGACAAAUCAGCUGCUUGAUUAGCACAGUCACAAACAUCCACUCACUCCACCACCAACGCUCAGUAGCAACAGUGGGUACUAUCUACAAGGUGCACCACAGAAAUUCUCCACAUGAUUAUUUCCAUCUAGAAGGAUAAGGACAGCAGAUACAUGGGAACACCACCACCUGCAAGUUCACCUCCAAGCCAUUCACCAAGCGGCUUACCACCACCUUCUCAAGGGCAAUGACAGACGAGCAGUAAAAGGUGGUCAAUAGGUCACGCUCAUAACCCAUGAAAGAAUAAAAAAUGUUACCAUUAUGUUAGAUUAGUGGCAAUGUAAAAGUAUAUUCAGCAUUGAUAAAACCUACCCCUGGAAGGAUAUAAUCAUUAAAAUACAGUAAGUUUUCCCUCUGGAAAGCUGCUAGUGUGUUUAGUUUUGCACUGACAGGUCUUGUACAAUUUAGCUCUUGCUUCGAAUAAUUAUUUAUUUUUAUUUUUUGCUGAGAUGUGUCUGGUUCUGCCAAGGCCAAUAUUUGUUGCUCAUCUCUCGUUUCCAUUGAGGAAGGUGGAGCUGGACCCAACACUUCUCCUUGUAGCACACUGUUAGUUACAGGUUGCCAGUCUGAAUAAUAUCCUUCUAUUACCAUCCUUUGUCUCCUACUUUCAAUCCAAUUUCAGAUCUGAUUGGCAAGCUCUCCCGGGAUCCCGUGUGAUCUAAUGUUAUUGACCAGUCUACCAUGGGGAACCUUGUCCAAAGCCUUACUAGAGUCCAUGCAGACAAUGUCUUUUGCUCUGCCUUCAUCUGUCUUCUCGAUCAUCUCUUCAAAAACUCAGACAAGUUAGUGAGACACGAUUUUCCAUGCAGAAAGCCAUGUUGACUAUCCCCAGUUAGUCAUUGCCUUUCUGAAUGUAUGCAGACCCUCUCUCUGAAUUCCCUUCAACAACUUAUCCACCACUGAUGUCAGGCUCACCGGUCUAUAGUUCCCUGGCUUUUCCUUGCAGCCUUUCUUAAAUAAUGACACAAUAUUAGCCACCCUCCUGUCUUUUGGCACCUCACCGUGCUACAAUAGCUACAACAUCAUAGUUACGUGCACUAAUCCAACCUCUGAAUUGAUCUGCCUUACCUGUCAUAGUCCUCAUAUUAGAACAAAUGUCCUACGGACAGUCAGUCCGGUUGUGUUCAGUAACUUCUCCCUGUCUGUUCUUCCUCUCAGUGUUACUGGCCUUCGUCUGUAACUUCUCCUCAGUCAUUUCAUUUGUUGAUCUACAGCUUUGGUUCCUACCCCCAAGCUGUGCUUGUUUAAACCCUCCUGAGUGACAGUAGCCAACCUCUGUGCCAGGAUAUUGGUGUCCCUCCAGUUCAGGUGCAACACAUCCUUCUUGGACAGGCCCCACCUACCACGGAAGACAUCCUACAGAUCCACAUACCUGAAGGUCUCCCUCCUACGCCAGCUCUUUAUGUACACAUGUAACUGUAUUAUUUCCCUAUUCAUAGCCUCAUUGGCAUGUGGCACAGGGAGUAAUCCUGAAAUUAUAACCAUAGUGGUCCUGCUUUUCAGCUUACUACCUAACUCCCUGAACUCCCUUUUCAGGAUCUCGUCACUGUUCCUGCCUAUGAUGUUAGUGCCAAUAGGUACCCUGGCCUCUAGCUACUCACCAUGCCUUUUGAGAAUGUCCUGUGCCUGCUCAGAACAUCCUUUUCCCUGGCACUAGGGAGGCAGCAUGCCAUCCUGGAAUCUCUUUUGCAGCUACAGAAACAUCUACCUGUGCCCCUGAUUGUGGAGUUCCCUAUUACUACUUACCUACUGAACUUUGGCCCUCCCUAUUGUACAAGACAGCCAGCCGUCGUGGCAGCACUCUUGCUGCAGCUGUUGCCACCCCCGAUAAGCACUCUCCUCACUCAACAGUAUCCAAAGCAGGGUAUUUGUUAGAGUGGACAACAGCCACGGUGGACUCCUGCAUACCUGAGUGCCCCUUCUAGCAGGCACCCUUCAAUUUGCCUAUACUUACAGUGUGACCACAUCUAUAAAUCUCCUGUUUAUGGCACUUUCUGCCUCUUGCAUGCCCCUAAGUGUACCAACCUUCCACUCCAACUGACCAAUGCAGUCUUACAGGAGCUGCAGUUAGACACACUUCCUGCAGAUGUAGCCAUCAGGGGACGUUUGAACUGUCUUUGAUUUUCCAGAUUCUGCAGGAGAAGUAUACGAUGACACAGCUGCCAGUUUUACUCUCCAGCAAUGAUUUAAUUAAAAAUGCAUUUCUAUUAAAUAAAUUUACAGCUAAUUAUCUGGUCCCUAGUGAUUAAUUCUCACUGCAAAAGACUAACACAUUCUCUCACACUUACACACUCCUCUCACAGUUAUGAACCCCUCAUUUGUACAAACACCUCCUCUCAGAUACUAACAUGCAAAUAUGAACUCUCACUUACCCUUACACACUGUCAAACUCACUCUUAGACAAACUAUUAUGCACACACACACUCUCUCGCUCUCACAUUCACACACACGCAGGGAACCUUGUUGAAAGCCUUGCCAGAGUCUGUGUGGACAACAUCUCUUGCUCUGCCUUCACCUAUCUUCUUGAUCAUCUCUUCAAAAACUCAGUCAAGUUAGUGAGACAUGAUUUUCCACACAGAAAGCCACAUUGACUAUCCCUAAUCAGUCAUUGCCUUUCCCAAUGCAUGCAGACCCUCUCUGUCAGAAUUCCCUUCAACAACUUACCCACCACUGAUUUCAGGCUCACUGGUCUAUAGUUCCCUGGCUUUUCCUUGCAACCUUACUUAAAUAAUGGCACAACAUUAGCCACCCUCCUGUCUUUUGGCACCUCACCCUUGGCACUCCUAAAUGUUAAGAUCCCAGUCUUGUCCCUCUCUCAACCAAGUCACUGAAAUAGCAACAACAUCAUAGUUAUGUGCACUAAUCCAAGCUCUAAAUUUACCUGCCUUACCCGUCAUACUCCUCAUAUUAAAAUGAACGCUCACACACUAACAAGCUAUCUCUGACAAAUUGUCACUCAAACACACACACUCAAAAACUAACACACUGUCACUUUCUCUCUCAGAACGCACUCAAACACUCUCUAACACUCACUUUGCCUCAUUCACAGACAAUACAACACUGCUAAACACACUCUCAGGCAACUCUUACUCACUGACAGUAUCACAUAAUUAGACACAUAAAUGCUGUAACUGCUGUUCCCAAUGUGUAGAAGAAUGAUCCUCAUAUUCCCACUUUCUGGAGACAAACAGAACAUUGCAAAAGAUUCAGGGGCAUUAUGAGGACACGUUAUCUUUGAAGAAAGUCAUUCUGAAGUGAAAUGAACUGUUUGAUAGGGAGCUAGAACAGUUUGAAUCUUAUUUUUAAAUGUGAACAUAUGCAGUACUUGUGGGGAGAAUAGGGGAGUGGGAUUAACUGAAUCAUUCUGUUCAGAGCCGGCAGUGUUCCUGGAAACUGAAAAGAUUUCUCUUGUGACUGAUGAAUGCCAGUGCUGUGGGAGAUAUUUGCAAUCAUUGCAGCAGGUGUUGAAAUUUCAGUCUAUCGCAUUCCAGGACUUUGAGACAAAAAAGCUAGAUGCUGCAACAAAUGCAGAGUUUGCAACAAAGAUUGAAUGUUUGCAAGAUGUUGACAACAGUUAAACUGGAAUGAAAAUAAUAUUAACGUGGCAACAGACAUUAAAUUAUGAAUAAAUAUUGCAUAGACCUUUAUAUGUGGCUGUGUGUAUAAUGUGUGUGCAUCUCUAACUACAUCUGCAUAUGUAUCUCUAUGUGUUCAUAUGUGUGUUCUAAGUCUCUGUGUAUGCAUUUGUAUAUCUGCUUGCAUCUCUGUUUGCAAUAAGAGAUGUGUGUCUCUUUGUUUCCAUAUAUACAUUUGUAUCGAUGUCCCUUUAUGUUGUGAUGAAGCUGUAGAUUUAAGAGGAUGUUUUGCCCUGUUUUCUUUUAAGAGCGAGGUUGAACAAGAAGUGAUGAGCUGCCUGCUGAAGACUACUUGAGUAAACAGCUCGGGAGGACUGGGGGUUCUUUUUGGUGCAGCCCAAAUAGAUGUGCCCAGCUGUCAUAGGUCAGGAUUUCUGCAUAGCAUCAUAAGCUAUUUGGGGCUCAACCAAGUUGGAAGCUUCAGUGAAUGUCUCCUGGCUGCUACACUCUGAAUGUG